Cyphellophora europaea CBS 101466 is the source of this 1107-nucleotide messenger RNA. RefSeq lists its product as uncharacterized. Bases 1 to 1107 code for a protein of 368 amino acids. The record is from RefSeq and is a predicted model, not a curated record. NCBI's taxonomy places the organism in Eukaryota, Fungi, Ascomycota, Eurotiomycetes, Chaetothyriales, Cyphellophoraceae. Gene Ontology annotation, molecular function: dioxygenase activity. The transcript has 3 exons.
AUGGCGGCAGCCGUACAGACAGCACCUGGCGUUCCGACGCAUCGUCCUAUUGAGAAGUAUCAGCAAGUCCAAGAGUCCUCGGCUGAGCUACCAUGGGCCGAUCUUGUCACGCUCGAUUUGUCCCAAUUCGAUGUCCCAGGCGGCAAGGAGAAACUGGCGCAUCAAUUGGCAGAUGCUGUCCACAGAGUUGGAUUCUUUUAUAUCACCAACUUUGGCUUAACCCAAGACGAAGUCGACAAUCAGUUUGCGAUUGGUCGAGAGAUCUUCAAGCUGCCGAUGGAAGAGAAGCUCAAGCAUGAGGCGGACAUGAAGAAUGGCCACUACUCCGGGUAUCGUCGUCUCGGCAUAUCGGAAAUCGUGCCGGGCCUGAGAGACAAUGUCGAGAUGUACAAUCUCUUCAAAUUCAACGGCAAACUGGACCGCUCGCAGCCGGACAUCAUUCACGAGAACCGACCCGAGAUUGAGAAGUUCCAGCGUCACAUCGCCCAAGACACGGUGCAGAAACUGCUGACCCUGAUCUCAAUCGUCCUCGAGCUACCCGAGGACUAUCUGAGCCAGGGCCACAAGUGGGACGACAUCUCCGAUUGCCACUUGAGAUACAUGAUCUAUCACGCACGAACCCCCGAGGAGAACGCGCGCGCCGGCGGCUUGUACUCCAAAGGCCACACCGAUUUCGGCAGUUUGACGCUCCUGUUCCGCCAGCCCGUCGCCGCACUGCAGGUUCGCAUGCCGGACGAGACGUGGAAGUGGGUCAAGCCCUACCCCGGCAGCAUCACCGUCAACAUCGCCGACGUGCUGCAGUUCUGGACCAACGGCUACCUGAAGAGCAGCAUUCACCGCGUCGUCGUGCCACCGGCGGACCAGGCCAACAUUGACAGACUCGGCCUACUGUACUUCCUGCGCCCGUCGCACGAUCUGAAUCUGGCCACGGUGGACAGCCCACUCCUCCGGCGACUGGGACUGAAGGCUGACAAUGAGGUGGCUGAGGUCAAGGCUGUCGACUGGGUUCGUGCCCGCGUGAAAGGAAACUUGGACAAGCCUGAGACCAGGGACAGCAAAGAAGGGAAGCAGGUACUUAACGGUGUGAAGAUGAAGUAUUACGACUGA